Messenger RNA from Harpia harpyja (harpy eagle), 4900 nucleotides. It is a transcript of the gene GK5, whose product is annotated as glycerol kinase 5. Lineage: Eukaryota; Metazoa; Chordata; Aves; Accipitriformes; Accipitridae. The coding region runs from base 70 to 1626 and encodes 518 amino acids. The record is from RefSeq and is a predicted model, not a curated record. Gene Ontology annotation, biological process: triglyceride metabolic process; glycerol metabolic process; glycerol-3-phosphate biosynthetic process. Gene Ontology annotation, molecular function: glycerol kinase activity. The transcript is spliced from 16 exons. Gene Ontology annotation, cellular component: mitochondrion.
UUUUCUGGCGGGCGGCGGCCUCCCGGCCCGCACUCGGCGAUCCCUGCGCGCCGGGACCCGCGGCUGGCGAUGCCGUGCGGACGGCAGGAGAGCGGCGCAGCCACCCCCGCGCGGUACGUGGUGGGGGUGGACGUGGGCAGCACGGAGGUGAAGUGCCACGUCUAUGACCGGGCGGCCGCGGUCAGAGGUUCCGGCUGGAGGAAGGUAGAAUCACUUUAUCCUCAUCCUGGCUGGGUUGAAUUAGAUCCUGAAGUGCUGUGGAGUCAGUUUGUUGGUGUAAUAAAAGAGGCUGUACAAGCUGCAGGAGUUCACAUGAGGCAAAUAGCUGGUCUUGGCAUCUCAACACAGAGAGCAACUUUCAUUACGUGGCACAAGAGGACAGGGAAACCUUUUCAUAAUUUCAUAAGUUGGCAAGACUUAAGAAGUGCUGAACUUGUGAAUUCCUGGAAUAAGUCCCUUCUGCUGAAGGUAGUCCAUGUUAUUUUUACAGUGCUUCAUUUCUUGACUGGGAAUGAUCGAUACUUGGCACCAAGUUUUCUUACUUUUUCAACACAACAAACUUCUAUGAAGUUGUCAUGGGUUUUUAAAAACAUACAUGAGGCUGAAGAAGCUGCCAAAAAAAAUAACUGCUGCUUUGGAACAGUUGACACAUGGUUACUGUACAGAUUGACUAAAGGUUCUGUGUAUGCGACAGAUUACUCAAAUGCCAGUGCUACAGGCGUUUUUGAACCCUUUACGAAAUGUUGGAACCCCACUUUGUGUAAUUUACUUUCUAUUCCAAUGUCUAUUUAUCCACCAGUGAAAGACACAAGCUUCAACUUCGGAUCAGCUGACUCUGAAAUAUUUGGGGUACCUAUUCCAAUAAUGGCAGUGGUAGCUGAUCAGCAGUCAGCUAUGUUUGGAGAAUGCUGCUUUCACCCAGGAGAUGUUAAACUGACAAUGGGAACGGGUGGUUUCUGGAAUGUGAAUACUGGAGAGCAUCUCUUUGCAUCACGGAGAGGUCUGUAUCCACUGAUUGGUUGGAAGAUUGGGGAAGAAGUUGUUUACUUAACUGAAGGCUGUAUGUCAGACAUUGGCACUGCCAUAAAAUGGGCUCAGGAUAUAAAUCUUUUCACCAAUGUAGAUGAAACGGCAAAAAUGGCACGGAGUAUUGUUGAUUCUCAAGGCGUUUGUUUUGUUCCAGGUUUUCAGGUUUCUGUGAAUGACCCAUAUUUAUGUGCCUCCUUCAUGGGGCUGAAGCCUUCCACUACCAGAAGCCAUCUUGUACGAGCUAUAUUGGAAUCUGUAGCUUUCAGAAACAAACAGCUUUAUGAUACCAUUGUGAAGAAGGUACGCAUUCCUCUUCAAACUAUUCGAGCUGAUGGAGGUGUCAGUAAUAAUAGUUUUGUCAUGCAGAUGACUUCAGAUUUAAUUAAUAAGAAAAUAGAAAAACCUGCAAAUGCAGACAUGUCUAGUCUUGGUGCAGCUUUUCUAGCAGGCCUUGCUUCAGGAUUUUGGACUGACAAAGAACAACUAAAGAAGCUAAGGCGAAUAGAAGCAGUUUUUGAGCCCCAGAAGGACUUGGAGGAAUACAAACCUGCUAUGGAUACCUGGCUACAAGCAAUGAAACGCUCCCCGUGCUGGUAGAAAUUGACAUUUUAAUUAUAGAAGAAUUAAAAUGUUUUAAUUCAAGGUUAUAAAAUCUUGACAUUAACAGAACAGUAAAAACCGUAACUGAAAUUUGUGAUGGUAUAUAUAUAAAACUAUACAGUACUUCAGUUACUCCCCUGCUGCUAGAUUACUUACCACACCAUAAUGAACCUUCAUAUCAUCCCUAUGACAGCUGUAGUCCAGCUGCAGCAUUUGUGUCCCUUCAGUGACCUCCUUUGGGUGGCCCAGCUGCUUGAAUCCUACCAUGUAUUAGAGAUGGGGAGUUUUUUCCUAUCAUGAGUUUUCUACUGAGGAGCUUGCCUCCGUUUGGAUCUUUAAUAUAUGUGGUAUGUUAAUCAUCAAGGAGGGGUUAAAGGCACAUGCACUUCCCUAGGCAUUUCUAAGAAAUGUAAAACGAUUGUUGGGGGGUGGGUUGUGAUGAACUUGAUUGUGUACAAAGAUAUUUUUCUUAUUAGUAGCCUGUUACCACCUUUUGGUUGACUUUCUAAGGAAGCAUUUGAUCCAGCUCUGUGAUGACAUUUUUGUGCGCUAAAUUAAGAUGAAAUACAAAAGUAAAUAGGCCUUUAGUACCCCACUGAAAAAAAAAAAAAAAUCAGGAUUUUUGUAGCUGAUGGUUCCUAUCUAGCUUGUAGCUCAAUUUUUUAAAAUUUUAUAAAGACCAAAAGCUAUAUUACCUGGCAUGGCUAAUACAAAUACAUUAAAAGUAGUUGAAGGUAUGCUAUCUAACUUGUAAAAAUCUGUAACAUUAGUAUUUUCAAGCCCAUUGUUAAAUCCUAGUAGUAUUAUUAGCUAAAGGGGGGUCACAAGUCUAUUUUUGAAGCUAUGAAUUACUUUUCUAUUUUUUAAACAAAUAAAUUAUAAUUAAAGAAAUGUGUAGUUAAUUAUUCUUAUGUAUUUGUUUAUCAGUAAUCUUAAAUUACUAUAAUUUUCUCAGGAGUAUGUGUAAAUCAGCUUCAAAAAUGUAAAAUUAUUAACUUAAUUUCAGAAUAAUAUCAAAUUCAAGCUGUGGGUGAUUGUGUUCCACAGGCACUGGAGAAAAGAAAUGUUUAUAGAUUUAACAUCACUGAAGAGGGCCAAAGAACUAUCAUUUGCUUUUUCUCGUGCUGAAACAUGGAAGGUCAAAUCAUAGACCAUUCCCUCAGUUUCUUUCACAGUCAUCUACUCUGAGUUGGCACAUCUACUCUAGCUGUGGUGUUCUUCAAACUAGAUCUCAUUUGCCUGUCACCCUUAGUUUAACAUACCAUUUUUUUUAUUCUUCUGUUACUUUCUCUCCUUCAACCUGUGCUAUGUCUUGGCGCAUUUUUUUUUUUCCCCUGGGUGUCCUUCAAGUUGCAGAGACCAUUCUCUCCUGAACCUACUCCACUGGGGAUCCUGAACUGAAGUUCAGGAACAGGUCUGUUUGCUGAUUUCUAGUAAUAUGGCAGACUAUACAAUCUAUAUGGUUGAUUUCUUUUUGGACCAUAAAGUAUGGCUGUCCAGGUGCCAAGACUCUAAUGUAUAUAAAGUGCAUUGAUGAGGUUCCCUCCAAUCCUCCUCCUGCUGUAAGGUAAGAGCCUGUAGUUACAAGAUAUGUGGAACACUUGCUUUGCUUCAACACCCGUGUUCAGCUUGUGAUUUUCUCUGUCAUCUCAAGCUCACUACUAAAGAAAAUGCUCGUUGGCAAGAAGGUUCUACUAGGCCAAACAGAAAGGCUUUCAGUCUGGCAUUUUGAGCAGAAGCUUGUGCCUCAGUUGCUGGUAUUCUACGCUUUGUUCUCACUGAAGGAGUUUAGUUUCAUGAAAAUCUGCCUAGGGAUAAUGUCCACCUAUUACCCUCUUGAUGAAGGCUCCUUGACGUAUGUUCACUUAAUAGUUUUGUGGUUUUGCUGGGCUUGAUUAGGGUUCCCAUUCCCACAGUGUUCCCAGUUGGAGUUCUAAUGGCAGCUGAAUCUGAUUCUGUUCAAAUCACUUAGCUGAAGGUAACUCAGCUAGCCAUGUGCCUUACACUGCACCUUUACAUGGUGGUGGUUUUCGUCCUGGCCAUAGCACAGCUAGAAAGAUAGAAGAUACCCAAGACAUUAUAUAGUCCUCUUGCUCUAGAUAGUGUCCUAGAGGACCUAUUCUGGAUAACGAUUUACCACUGUCACUGUUCAGUUUGAAGCAGGAAAUUUAACCUGUUUUCCUUUCACUAGCCUCAAAUCUACAGGAGAGAAACUUCACUGCAAAUUAAGGAUGCAGAAAGGUCUUACUAUAUUCACCACCCGAGCCUUUCAAGUGGUCUGUGAAGUCAUGUGCUCUAUUGCUGAGAGGUUCAAGGCAGUGAGUGCGUCUCUGAAACAAACAGGGUGUCUUUACCAAGAUGGAGCAGCCUUUGGAGGUUAGAACAUCUGCCACAGCCACACUUGGGGUGCGUAGCUGCCCAAAGACUGAACAGACUAAUAGACAUCUUGAAGAAAUUUGGUUACUGAUCUCUAUGCGUACCUGUUACAGGAAAAAUUGAUUUUAUCUUCCCAGGAAAUUUUUAAUGUGCUGAUAUCUUAAAGUGGUACCUGUUAAUUGAUAAUGAAUUUGAAACGAGCUUUAAGCAAUUAGGUGCACUUUGUCUCAAUUUUUGCUACACAGAAGGGCAUUUAAGACCAUUGUAGAACCUCACUCAUACUAACUGAUUUAUGACAGCUUCGACUGCUGUCCUUUUUACUUAUAUUUAGAUUUUUGCCUCGGGGGUGAUUUUCAUCAGUUUGAAAAGUAUAUGCAAUUUUAUAUUUGUAGUCAUCUGAGUUUGGUAGUAAAGGUAACAAUACAAUUAUAAAUAUUAACUAGUUUGUAGUUUUAUCAUUUUAAGUGAUACACCAUGUUGAGACUGUGAAUGUUUUACUUAGGAUUGGGUAGUAAUGCACCUCAUAAAGCAUGUGAAGAUUGGAAAUUCAGUUGAGAGAUGUGUUAAUGAUCUCUGGGCAUCCUGCCUUGACAGAUACACGUGGUGCUGAUGGUAGAUCAUUUCAUCCCAGUUUGGCAGUUUUAUCAUUCAAAACGACAUAUAGUCCUAUUACAUAUGUGGGCUGACAUGGCAUGAAAAAUCCCUCUGAUGUUGGAGGGAUCUUACUACUAUUGCAUUAAUUAUUGCAUGUCAAGGGAAAGGGCAGAUAAAAUAGUCUUCAGAUAGUUGAAAAUACUCAGCAGAUGUUGUACGAGUUUUCUUACAUAACUAAGGAAAGAAUUGUCAGCUAUGUUUAAAAUGUCACUGUAAUGAACUUUGCCAAGUUUUUUGAGUA